UCUGUAAAUGUAAAUAUAAAAGAAGGUGACAAGAUAAAAUCAGUUACGGGUAGGAGUUUAUACCUUUCAAUAAGAUUAUUCUGUAAUAAAUUACUGCUACAAUUUACAAAUUAAGAAUUCACACAUAAAAUUUCAUGAAGAGAGACGCGAAAGUCGACCUGUGUACCCCUAAGCAACAACAAAAAAAGAUUAUUUGCUCAGUUCAAGACUUCUAUUUACCCUGUUAAUACAAUUCGUUUCUUCAUCUCCCAAUAAUUUCAGUGAGGCUACUAAUACAACUGCGGAAAAUGUCGGCUGCCAAUGUCCCAUUGUCAGCUCUACGCUUGAAAUAUAUGGAAAAGAAGCAAGCCUUUCUUGAAGAGAAUAUUCGCGUUAAAGAACCCAUAACUUUGUUUAAAGAAUGGAUGAAUCAAGCAUUGCAAACGGAGGAAAUCAUUGAACCAAAUGCAGCCAGUCUGGCCACAGUAGGAAGUGAUGGCUGUCCUUCGAAUCGCUUUGUACUACUCAAAGACAUAUCCGAUGAAGGUUUUACAUUUUUCACCAACUACGGCAGUCGUAAAGCUCAAAACAUUGCUUCGAAUCCUAAUGUGGCUAUGACUUUAUAUUGGUGCCCACUAAGACGCUCCAUACGCAUUGAGGGUGUUGCUGAAAAAAUUCCCCAAGAAGAUUCGUUGAAAUAUUUUCAUGAACGCCCAAGGGCAAGUCAAAUUGGUGCAUUGGCCUCAGAACAAAGCUCAAGAAUACCAUCACGCAAGCAUUUAGAUGAAAUAGAAAAGAAAAUAAAACAAGAAUUAGGUGAUGAUAAGGCAGUACCAUUGCCGAAUUGGGGUGGCUAUUUGAUAAGGCCAAAGUUAAUUGAGUUUUGGCAAGGCCAGACCGAUCGUUUACAUGAUCGCAUUGUUUUCCGCAAAUACUCUGGCGUGGAAAAGGAAAUUGAUAAUGUGCUGGUACAUCCUGCUGAAAACGGUUGGGUCUAUGAACGUUUAGCUCCCUAAGCAGUUUGCAUUUAUAAAGUUACUAUUGUUAUACAUUGAAAUCUUUCUAUAUUCUUAAAUAUACAUUUGAAACAAAAAGAGGCAUAUAUGUAAAUAUAUUUUAUGAUAUUGGCUAUAUUUUCAUGUAUAUAAAAUUGUAAAUAAUUGUCAUUGACAAACAUUUGUUGUUAUAGAAUUCAUUUCACACAGUAUAGUGGAAUAAAACGUUAUAAAACAUUGCUUAUGUAAA
Molecule: messenger RNA, 1224 nt
Organism: Musca domestica (house fly)
Lineage: Eukaryota; Metazoa; Arthropoda; Insecta; Diptera; Muscidae
Gene: sgll
Product: pyridoxine/pyridoxamine 5'-phosphate oxidase
Exons: 5
Coding region: 288-995 (235 amino acids)
Biological process (GO): pyridoxal 5'-phosphate biosynthetic process; pyridoxine biosynthetic process
Molecular function (GO): pyridoxamine phosphate oxidase activity; FMN binding
Source: RefSeq, a predicted model, not a curated record